AUGUCGCAACAGAAGCAAAAAUCGCUGGAGUCCAAUCCGAACGCCAGGUGGCGCCUGCAAGGACACCAUAGAUCGGCCAUAUCCUGCUUUUUCGGGGAGUUUGUGGCCACUGCACUGUUUGUUUUUGUGGCCUGCAUGGGAUGUGUGGAAUCGCCAGCCUUUCCGAACUCCCACUUUCGCAGUGGUUUGACCUUUGGCCUGGCCAUCCUCAUAGCCAUCCAGUGUUUCGGUUCUGUGUCCGGAGCGCAUCUGAAUCCGGCCAUUACCUUGGCUGCCUUUCUUUACGGUGUGAUUGGUUGGAUCAAGGCCAUUGCCUAUUUUGUGGCCCAGGCAGCAGGAGCUUUGAUUGGAUAUGGUCUCCUGGUGGCUGUUCUGCCGCAGAGUUCCAUUAAAGGAGUGGACGAUCCGGCGGGGGCUUGUGUGACAGUGUUGGCAUCGGAUAUCAGUGAGGUGCAAGGUGUCUUCAUCGAGUUCCUCAUCACCUGCUGCCUGGUGAUGGUGGCCUGUUCGGUGUGGGAUCCCCGCAAUGUCAAGCUGCAGGACUCGGUGGCCGUGAGAUUCGGCCUGGCCGUUUCCUGCCUGAUCCUCACAGCGGGUCUUUUUACGGGAGCCAGCAUGAAUCCCACCAGAUCUCUGGGUCCCGCUGUUUGGAACAACUCCUGGGAACAUCAUUGGAUCUACUGGGUGGGUCCUUUGGUGGCCGGUGCUGUGACAUCACUUAUCUAUAGGAUGGCAUUUAAGGGCGAAGAAGAGGUCGAUCUAGGAAAUUCCAACGCCAAGAUCCGCAUGAUCGGAGAGGUUGUCAUACAAUAA
Messenger RNA from Drosophila rhopaloa, 813 nucleotides. RefSeq names its product aquaporin AQPcic. The record is from RefSeq and is a predicted model, not a curated record. The transcript has 2 exons. Gene Ontology annotation, cellular component: plasma membrane. Gene Ontology annotation, biological process: transmembrane transport. NCBI's taxonomy places the organism in Eukaryota, Metazoa, Arthropoda, Insecta, Diptera, Drosophilidae. Gene Ontology annotation, molecular function: water channel activity. The coding region runs from base 1 to 813 and encodes 270 amino acids.